CAUUUUGCAGGAGUGUUAAGUGAUAAAUUGCCUCUCUUUCUGGGUUCUUGUGUUGCACCAAACGAGCGGCGUAUUAAGUCAAAGCAUGAGGCAGUUUAGAAGAAAUAAGGUUUUCAGACGUGAUAGAAGAUGGACAUAAAAGAUCACCUCCUGCCCUUCACUUAACUCUGUCUCUGACCCUUGAGAACAACAGAAAAGCAAACUGGGAGAGUUCCCAAGAGACCAGCCGAGCGCACAGAUCACAGCGCCGGCCUGCGCGCAAUGAGCUCCAGUGCGUUCUGAGAAACGCCAUGUGCUGCGCCAAUCUGAGCCCAGGAUCAAUUAGCUAUCGGCUGAUAGCAGGUUUUCUCAUUGCCAACGUUGUUCUCAGCCUGCACGGCCUUUGAUCUUCUCAGCAGCUACAAGCGCAGACGAGCCGAUGUCUUCUUCAGAUGUGCCCAAGCCAAACCCCGACGGCCAUUCAGAGGCAGCACGCAGCGGUGUUUUCUUAGGUGCGCACGGUUCUCAGAGACGGGGGCUCGCCAAACGUUUCGACACAUUGUGAGAAAUAUCCGCAUUGUAUCCUUGUGAGCUGUCAACAACAUCAUUACCCAAAAUCGUCGGGGUCGCGGUGCAAAAGCAGCCUUCAGUCUAACAGUCUGCAUACAGAAAGACGAUUCGGCUUGUUUGCAACACCGCAGAAGCUCGCUAGAAAAGCACAUUUAAAGGACGUAUCAAUAGAUUAAAUAAUACGUAACGCAUCGUGAGGUGGUUUAAUCUGCACUCUAAACGUGUAAUGUCCAGUCCGUUUUUUCCUCUUAUUUUGAUUCUGUUAAAAAAGAAACAAAUUAAAGCGAGACGUCUGCACUUUAAAGCAGUUUGAAUUAUUGUUUGAAUUAUUUGAUUUCCUCAUUGCCUAAAGCCCCUUCCUUCCCUUCCUUCAGUCUUCAUCGUCAAUAAAAACUACUGCACCCCAAACGCCAUCUGUUGUGUGCUGGAUUGAAGUACUUGACUUGUGUCAAUAACUUUUAAUGGUUAAAAUUUGGUCCUUGGAGGCAAAAUGGUGCAGGGAAUUGCACAGUGGUGUUAAUUGUGUAAUUACUGUUUUAAUGAGUGGGAUGACCUCAUUCACAGCACCUUCAGUGAUGAGCUCGGGGUGUUUAGAGGGGCCUUACCACUGUAAUGUGAAUUCACAGGGCUUGAAAUGUUACACCUUCCUUUGCAGCUGGGCUGCAUCUGCAACGCUGUUGUCUCCACCGUAAAAAUUGGCCUGCAUACUCUUACAAGUGGUCACCCUCUUUUUCUGCACAGUUUGACUAAACAAAACACACUCUCUUUCAUAUUUAUGUCUUCAUAGCUGAGCGUCACUUUUAUCGUCAGCUAUGACACGACGCCUGGAGGCCGCUUACGGAUAAAUCAGGCGAAAUGAAGCACUAUCUGACUAUUUAAAAACAGGUCACGCGGUGGUUAAAGCUGCAAAUGUUCCCCCACACUCCUGAAACAUUCCCAGGGAUUGUAUUCAUUAUGGCCUUGCAGGACAAGAGCCCUUGGAAGGAGAGAGUGGUGAUGAGUAGGAAAACACCAGUAAGUGCAGAUGUGGGAAACUCCACAGGGUACUGGGGGGUGAGAGGCAGCGGGUUGGGAUGGGGCAGGGAGGGAGCUGAGCUAACACCAGCCUGUUUUCUGGCUGGGCCAAUGGGCCAUGGUAAUUAGAUCUGGCCAAUGUGGGCCCUAGGCUCUGGCCUGGGGGCAUAUAAGGGGGGCCCGGGGCAACAGACCCCUCAUAUCACUCAGAGGUCUCCUCUCUCUCACCCCACUCCUCUACCCUCCUUCCUUCCUUUGCACCCAUCUCUCCAUCCAUUCAUACUCCUGUCUCCAUUUGGCCAUGGAUGUCUUCCCACCAUCCCAGGUCUACUAUGACAGUGCGUGCGCUUCAUCUCCAGACAGCCUGGAGUUUGGCCCUGGCGUGGAGCUCGCCGGCUCCGAGGAGGACGAGCAUGUCAGGGUCCCCGGAGCCCCUCACCAGCCAGGACACUGUCUCCAGUGGGCCUGCAAGGCCUGCAAGCGCAAGUCCAACUUUGUGGACCGCAGACGGGCUGCCACCAUGCGCGAGCGCCGGCGGCUGAAGAAGGUGAACCACGCUUUCGAGGCUUUGAGACGCUGUACCUCGGCCAACCCCAGCCAGCGUCUGCCCAAGGUGGAGAUCCUGCGCAACGCCAUCCAGUACAUCGAGAGCCUGCAGGAGCUGCUUCGAGAGCAGGUGGAAAACUACUACGGCCUACCUGGGGAGAGCAGCUCGGAGCCCGGGAGCCCGCUGUCCAGCUGCUCUGACGGCAUGGCUGACAGCAACAGUCCAGUGUGGCAACAGCUGAAUGCGAACUACAGCAACAGUUAUUCAUAUGCCAAAAACGAGAGUUUGGCCGACAAGACAGCCGGAGCAUCAAGUCUGCAGUGUCUGUCCAGCAUCGUGGACCGCCUGUCCCAGGUGGAGUCCGACUGCGGGCCGGCGGCUCUGAGAGACACGGCCACCUUCUCCCCCGGCAGCUCCGACUCUCAGCCCUGCACGCCGGAGAGCCCUGGAUCCAGGCCUGUGUACCACGUCCUGUGAGGGGAACCUUGGCUCAGACGGGCGUCCUGCUUAUACUGAACACCAGCUGCGUUUGCAACAAGAGAUAAGAACUACUUUUGUGCAAGUCUGAAGGAGACUCAGCUGUAACUGAGGACCUGUGGCCAGCGGCUUUCACGUUGUACAUGAGACUGUAAAUAUGUAAUGUAAAUUCUCAUUUAUUCUAGACAUGCUAUUAUACCCAGUGAGACAUAUUUAAUUAUGACAGUUAAUGUAAUGUUGCUUUAGUCCAACAUGAGGUGGUAUUUAAGCAGUUUUCAUUUCUUACUUUCCGUGUUGUCAUGAACAUUAAAUCCUUCUCUGUUUU
This is a messenger RNA of Scatophagus argus, 2912 nucleotides long. RefSeq names its product myogenic factor 5 (gene myf5). The coding region runs from base 1865 to 2587 and encodes 240 amino acids. Gene Ontology annotation, biological process: positive regulation of myoblast differentiation; regulation of transcription by RNA polymerase II; muscle organ development. The transcript is spliced from 3 exons. The record is from RefSeq and is a predicted model, not a curated record. Gene Ontology annotation, molecular function: DNA-binding transcription factor activity, RNA polymerase II-specific; protein dimerization activity; RNA polymerase II cis-regulatory region sequence-specific DNA binding. NCBI's taxonomy places the organism in Eukaryota, Metazoa, Chordata, Actinopteri, Scatophagidae.